AUGGUAAAUGUGUUUUUAAGGCAUGAAUCAAAAAUACUGUCAGAAUUCUUAAUGGUAGUACCCACCUCACCAAAUCUUCCAAAUAUGCUUUUUGCCAAGACAAUUCCUGUUGAGAGUGCACUGAAUAGUCUCAUUUUGAAUAUUUCAAUAAAAAAACCAACAUUGUUAGUUGGAGAAACGGGUGCAGGCAAGACUGCAUUAGUUCAGUAUCUGUGUUCAAACUCAGAGCAUUUCUUUGGAUACAAAGUAUCAUUGAAGAUUAUUAAUAUGUCUAUGGAUUUUGAUGGGUUUGAUUUGAUAGGUGGGUAUCAUUCAAUUGAUUUGGAUCAAAAAAUCAAAGAAAUGUACACAAAAAUCCAAUUGGAGAUUCCAAGAUCAUUAAAUAGACGAAAUAUUCUCGAACAGUUAUUGCUGAAAUUGACAACGGGUUUGAGUAGCAAAUUUGAUAUUGACACUAAUAUUAGUAAUACUACAACUAGUAACUGCAUUCAAUCUAUGAUCAAUGAGGUGAAGCUUUAUUUAAGUAUCUUGGAUAAAAAACUACCUUUUUAUUUCAGAGAUGGGGCAUUAACUCAAGCUAUGAAGAAUGGUACUUGGGUAUUGCUUGAUGAAAUCAACCUGAGUUCUGAUGAAACCCUUAAUCUUAUUGAAGCCAUCCUAUCAAAGGAUGAAAUGAUUCUUUACGAAAGUGGCGACUUUACUCCAAUCAAGAUCCAUCCUAAUUUCAUGAUAUUUGCUUGCAUGAAUCCUCACGGUGAUUUUGGAAAGAAGAAAUAUGACAGUUCUGUCUUCAGCAAAAUAGUAUUUUAUGAUUUUAGCUUUAGUCUAAAAGUGCAUUAA
This is a messenger RNA of Vittaforma corneae ATCC 50505, 840 nucleotides long. RefSeq lists its product as uncharacterized. NCBI's taxonomy places the organism in Eukaryota, Fungi, Microsporidia, Nosematidae. The transcript has a single exon. Bases 1 to 840 code for a protein of 279 amino acids. The record is from RefSeq and is a predicted model, not a curated record. Gene Ontology annotation, molecular function: ATP hydrolysis activity; ATP binding. Gene Ontology annotation, biological process: ribosomal large subunit assembly; rRNA processing. Gene Ontology annotation, cellular component: preribosome, large subunit precursor.